UAUCUUAUAUUUCGUGUACCUGUAGUAUACCAUUCCGUUAUACAGAGUUCUACAGAUGAACCUCCACAUCCUCGUAUUUGUGUCUCUUGGGGUGAGGACCGUGCAGUCCCUCCCGUCCACGAUGGACCCAUCUUUUCAGCUGAGCCUGGAUGGGUUCAUGCUGUUCCUUAAAGAGUUGCCUGUCCUUCGUCAACGUCUGGAAGUGGUGAAGCAAACGGGAAGGUCUCUGUCGUCACGAGUCGUGCAACUCGAGGCCGCCUUCUUGGACGUCAAUUCAUCCGUCGUGACUCCCCGGGAAAGCAUUGUGUUGAUCACACAGAGAACUCGCCACCUGGAUGUACGAGUAAAGAACAUCACCGGUGUCAUCAGUUCAACAAAGCAACGGCUGCAGAGGCUGCAGGGGUACACAGAUACUACAACAGAAACAAGGGUGAACUUGACAGCUCUGGCAGAUGAUUGUGACAAAGGCCUCUCUGUCACACAUGACGUCAUACACAAUCUAACGUCAUCUCUCGACGACAUGUACAACACCACCAACAAUCUGAUGUCGGGGAGGGACGCCCUUCUGAAGACGUUUCAAGGGCUGGCACAGAAAGCGGAGAAGAUAGAGCUAAUGGGGUGUGAUUCUGGGUUUGGUGAUGUCCAUGGCGGGUUGCCCCAGACGUCUGCACUACGUUAUUCUCACCCCUUCUACGACGUCCCCAGCAUCAUGUACAGCCUCACACACAUGGACAUCAUCCACAGCAGCAGUUGGAACUACAACGUUAACGUCACCGUAACGAACGUCACAAAGUCCGGGAUGACCGUUACGGUACAGAAAGGCAGCCACACACAACUCCGCGAUUCCGAAUACAACUGGAUGACCUGCUACGCCUGACUGUUAACUAAAUCAGAAUAAACGCUACAUAAUCUGCUAUCAGAUUAACUUCAAAACAAUAAAUAUAUUUAGACGUA
Molecule: messenger RNA, 954 nt
Organism: Haliotis rufescens (red abalone)
Lineage: Eukaryota; Metazoa; Mollusca; Gastropoda; Lepetellida; Haliotidae
Exons: 4
Coding region: 56-877 (273 amino acids)
Biological process (GO): cell adhesion
Molecular function (GO): carbohydrate binding
Source: RefSeq, a predicted model, not a curated record